Molecule: messenger RNA, 1299 nt
Organism: Thelazia callipaeda (thelaziosis nematode)
Lineage: Eukaryota; Metazoa; Nematoda; Chromadorea; Rhabditida; Thelaziidae
Source: the annotation of a GenBank genome assembly
AUGGCAGUAGUAAGAAUAUUCAUAAUUCUACACAGUUUUUUUAAUUACUCAUAUCAGUUAUUCAUUUUACCGUCAACAUCACCUAAUCUAACUUCGGUAACUAGUAAAUAUGCAGUAAAACUCGAUGUCAAACAAUCACUACUCAAGAACCUGAACUCAUUUUCGAAUGGAAAUGUGCAAAAAUUGGUAACACUAAGGGGAAAUGAUGGACAGCACCAAUAUUUAUCCAACAAUACUAUCAUAAUUCAGCAAAGAAAAGAAAACAUCCCAGAGGACCAGCAAAAUACAUCGAUGGUACAGUUUAAUAGUUUAAGAGAAUCAAUCAGUUCUGAAAACAAUAAUAAUUUCGAUUUGAAUCCGCCAAAAUCACAAAAAACUGGACAGAAUUCAAACAACUGGCAGAAAUUACGUGAAAGACGUCUGCGUUUUUAUAAGGUAAGCAAUACUAAAAACAGUGCUACUGCUAGCGACAGUAUAAGCAUCCCGGUCAGAGGUCAUCGUAGCAAGAAAAAUGAAGAAAGUUUUCUAGAUCCGGUAUUUUCUGAUUUUUUAUCACAAAUUCAACCUCUAUUCAUAACAAAAAUUAAAGUCUCAGAGACUUCAUCUUAUAAUGCUAAUCUUUACUAUAUCAAAUCUAUCAAUUUCAGCAUGCAAUCCUCUCCAGCUGUACGAUUUUCAGUUGAUUCGCGCCAACUUCUGUCCAAUCUUCCACCUGAAAGCAAUGAUCAUUUACCUCUACCUCCAAACCCACGCAGUACAGAAGCAUCAGUACAUACUGUAGAAGCAUAUGCGCCAAUAAUGCAGUACCACGAGAGGAAAAGUAAUCAGAAUAAUUUUUUGCCUCAUGUUAAUUAUAAUCACAAAUAUGCUAAUGAAUAUGGAAGAACAGAUGCUGCAGAACUAGUACCACAGCCAAGCUUAAAUAGUUACAGCGGAGAUGUAACAUAUAUGACCGAUACCGAUAAUGACUGUAUUGAUUCUCUCUGCGACAUCAGUCAAACAAAUCCAUUUAGUUCUAGUGAAGAUGAACGAUGCAACAGUCUGCAUCUGAAACAAAUUAUUUCACAGAAUAUCGUGCGACGUGAUGCGGAAGCAUCAAAACGGUCGAUUUACGCUGCUUGCGAAAUGGAAUUAGAAGUACCAUGUAAUGUCAUCUGCGGGACAGGAUUCUACAGUUAUGUUGUCAAAGCAACACAAUUUUGUUUAGCCUCCAUAAUGGAUGUUAACUGCUAUGUCUUCAUACCAUCUUGUGAUUUCCAUGCAAACUUAAUUCGCAAGCGACGAAUGAAGAAACUGUGA